Molecule: messenger RNA, 2374 nt
Organism: Acaulospora colombiana
Lineage: Eukaryota; Fungi; Glomeromycota; Glomeromycetes; Diversisporales; Acaulosporaceae
Source: the annotation of a GenBank genome assembly
UGACAAGAAGAGUGCGGGAGAGUGGAUUAUGAAGGUUACAAAGGAUCUGCUUUCCCAUGACGCAUCACUGUCUUCUGUUCCCCUACUCAUCACGUUCUUGAAAGCCUACGGAAGACCCUUCCUGGGCCUUCAUACCAAUACAGGACAAGAUACAGGCCCAGAGGAUGAAUCCGAAGAACUAAUCGACAAGGAGAUUCGGGACCGGUUCAAAAGAAUGUGCGAAGGUUAUUACGAGAACGUGGCGAAAAUUCUGGUAAAAGAACAUAAGGCAAGUCGAGCCUCAAGUAUAGUUCGUACAGAUCGUAACCUCAUUAUUAGCGUCUACAAGAACAAGAUAAACGCAACCAUGAAGCCUAUAUCAGGAGAGCGACAACGUGGCGAUGAUCUCGAUAACAUGGGUGUCGGUAGCGGUAGCCAGUGGGAGGACGAAGAGGAGAGGAAAUUCUAUGAAGACAUCAUCGACCUCAAGGACUGGGUCCCACGUUCUUUCUUAAAUAUCCAAGAUGGAGAGACGGAAAGCGUCCCACAAGAACAAGUCGACACCGAAACCUCUGAUAUUGAUAGGUUGAUGGAGGGCACUGACGAACCAGAAGAGGGAACGGAAUACGGCUUUAGCGAGCCGGAAAGUCGACCAGUGUCACCCUCCACAAAUGGUGACCCCGUUGUUGCCCCAGGACCCUCUCAAGUGCUUACAGGUAUUAUGGGCAAGCUACCAGAGGCAACCAGUCGAGAUGCUAUAGAUCAGGUUGCUGUCGAUUUUAUCUACGUGAAUUCCAAGGCAGCUAGGAAACGACUUGUCAAGUUCCUCGUCACUUCUCCGAAACAAAGGACUGAUUUGAUUCCGUAUUAUGGCCGUCUCGUUGCCACCAUCAGUAAAUACGCUCCAGAUCUGGCGAAGGAAACCUUGGUGGCGGAAGGUCGUAAAGGAGCUUGCAAAUUCAAGAGCGAGGUGUUUUUGGAUGAUCUGACCGGAACCAAUGUUGAUGGACUGGCCGCUCUGUUGGAAGGCUGUGGUAGAUUCCUUUUGCGCGGAGCAGAUACAGGAGAAAAGACGGCAUCAAUGGCAAGUUCUUCGUAUACUCUUCAAAAUGUUUUCCAAGCCGUGGAAAUCGGUAUGGAACAGAAUCUGUACAAACAAAAUCAAAAGAGAAUCGCUACAGUCAAGUACCUUGGGGAGUUGUACAUCUACCGUCUCGUGAAUUCAAGGGUCAUCUUUGAUACUCUAUGGAGUCUAGUGACAUUUGGACAUCACGAAGGAAGACCCCUACCUGGCCAAAUUUCGCCGAUAGAUGCACCAGACGACUUCUUCCGCAUUCGCCUCGUGUGCACAUUGCUCGACGCGUGUGGAAUGUGCUUUGAUCGUGGAUCCUACAAACGUAAAUUGGACCGUUUCCUCACAUUCUUCCAGAAUGAUUUACCCAUGGAUGUGGAUUUCAUGCUGACUGAUACUAUGGAGCAACUUCGCCCCAAGAUGUCCCUCUUCAAAACCUUUGAGGAAGCUGCCGCUGUUGUCGACGAAAUGUUUGAGAGUAUCAAGGUUGAUGCGGAUGACAGUGGAGAUGAAAGCGGAGAUGAUGACGAACGUCCAGAAGUGGAAGAAAAUGAAGAAAACAACGUCGACGAUGAGGUAUCCGACCGCCCCAACUCUCCGGAUCAUCUUGAUGCUAGCAGACCUUCUCAGGGACCGACCGAAGAAGAAGCGGCAGACUUUGACAAGGAGUUUUCCAAGAUGCUCUCGGAUGCAGCGGCGGAUUCCAAAAAAGUUGACAAGAGGGCCGUCCUUUCAGCAUGGGAAACUGGCGUUGCUAUGAGUGGAGGACUAGCAAGACGCAAGAAGGAGAGACAAGACGAGCCUCAGGCCCCAUCCGACAUGAUGCGGUUUACGGUGCUCUCCAAGAAAGCCAACAAGAACCCGACUCGAGAGUUAGAGAUACCCACUUCGUCCGCCAUCGCUGCGCAUACCUUGUCUGCCCAGAUGGAGAGCAAGCAGGAGCAGGAACAACUCAAGCGACUCGUGUUGGACUAUGAACACAGAGAAGAGCUGGCGGAAAUGAGAGAUGUUGGAUGGGCUGCAAGGAAUCUAUUCCAAUCAUUAUAUCUGUUCAUCGAAAAGGUCACAUCCACCGCGCUCACCAGAUACAAGAGUACCUCUGCAACCAUAGAGGGAGAGAUAAUCGAGCAAGAGGGAGACAAGCAUGUGAACGAUCCCAACGCGACGCGCAUCUACAAACAAGUUCGUCACCAACACACUGUGGUCAACGAUGAUAAGUUAAAAGUUGAUUUAGAAAGCGCCCUCGUUCAACCAGUUCCAUUCAUCAGCGCUAGUGACGCCAAUGUCAAGGGUGGAUUCUUGAUGGGGAGAGGAGGAAGGUAA